Molecule: messenger RNA, 4942 nt
Organism: Opisthorchis viverrini
Lineage: Eukaryota; Metazoa; Platyhelminthes; Trematoda; Opisthorchiida; Opisthorchiidae
Exons: 9
Coding region: 1-3855 (1284 amino acids)
Biological process (GO): regulation of transcription by RNA polymerase II; canonical Wnt signaling pathway
Cellular component (GO): beta-catenin-TCF complex
Molecular function (GO): DNA-binding transcription factor activity, RNA polymerase II-specific; RNA polymerase II cis-regulatory region sequence-specific DNA binding
Source: RefSeq, a predicted model, not a curated record
AUGCGAAUCAUCGCGCUGGCAAGCAUACUGCCCCGCGCUGAGAACAUAAAGAGCAGUGCUACACCCAUUUUUCACUUGUGCCUUUCAGGUGAACGACAGCCACUGACAGACAAGAACAAAAGCAACCCGGGAAACUUGGGCAAAAGCCUCGAUCCUGCGUUAAUCCCUGCAUCCGUGAACGCAACUCUAUGCAGCUGCCGCCGCCGCUGCUGCGGCUGCCGCCGCAGCGGCGCGGCCACAGCACGGCAGCAGCAACCUCAGUACCCGGUGUUUCGGAAUUCAUGGGAUUCUCCUCAUGGUCCGUUGUUGUCUCAUUCACCUGGACUACAUCCGGUUGCUGUGGGUGGUGUCACACCGAAGAACUCCAGAUCAACCAGCACUACUCCAAAGCCAACGACCCCACAUCAGCUGUUGUCCUCUCCGGUGAUCUCUAAUUCGGCCCUCAGUCCGUUUGCGCUCAACUCGAAUUCGCGUUCUGCAGAUGCUCCACUGAACCCAUCCUCACCGUUGCUACCUGCCCUGACCGGGUUGCACCCUUCUUUGAGUGCAUUUAUGGCCAGUCCACUGUAUGACGCAGCAAUUCAGGCUGCAGCUGCCUCGGCUACUGGAUCACCUGGUUCAACGGGAUCGUUGUGGGGUGUUGCCCACCCCACCACUUCGCUCCAGCAAUCACCGCAGUUGACCCCACUCGAGGCGACUUCGAUGGCUCCCAAUUCUCAUACAUUCGACUCCAUUGCAAACUCUCAGUCAAAAUCCUCCCCGGCCGUAGCUGCAGUUGCAGCUGCUGCUGCAGCCCUCAGUCAGUCGCCCUCGCCAACGGCCGCUGCUGCCUUCCAUUCAGAGCUGCUCAAGGCUGCGAAGCGUCACUUGUGGCGUCAAAAAGGCAUCUCACUGGAUCUGAAGGGUCGUGUGUACCAGGCUACAGUAAGGGCUGUGUUGUUGUGUGGUUGCGAGACAUGGCCUCUUCGGGUAGAUGAUGUGAGGCCUCUUCAGGUUUUCGACCACCGAUGCAUCAGAAGCGUGGCUGGUUUCGGCUGGCGUCAGCGUAUCAGUAACGAGGUGAUUAGAAAACGGGUAUUUGGUUGUGCUGCAGACACCUCAUUCCGGGAAAACAUCCAGCAUCAUCGACUGCGAUGGCUCGGUCAUGUGCUACUCAUGCCGAAACACCGUCUACCAAGACGAGUGUUGUUCUCCGUGCCUCCUUCAGGAUGGCGCAAACCGCGAGGUGGACAGCAUAUGACUUGGCAAAAAGGCGUGAAAGAGAUCACGAAGAGUUUGGGUGUUGUUGGUGUUGUGAGACUUCCAGGAUGGGGUCCCCACCUAUACGGCUUCAAAGCUGCCGGUUCCCAGCGUCGCUCGGAAACUAAUCCAACUAGUCUAGCACAAGUUUCAUCGGCCCUUCCAGGUAGUUGUGCCGGCUUGGGGACACCUACGACAGCUUCGGCAUUCGAUGCUUUUCAAAACUCUACACUCCCGUUCUUGGAGAAUUGGACAGAGUUCGCUUUGAAAACGUCUCCCUCACUGUACUCGUCGGCCAAAAAUGAUAUUGCUUCGGAUGUUAAACCUGUGGACUCUGAUCGAUUUCGCAGAGUACGAGCAGUCACAGAAGCCGAUGAGUUGGCGGCUGCAGCAGCUGCGGCGGUCUGGCGAGGUUGCCUAGCCAAUUCAAGCAAUCUGGUUGUGAGUACGAAUGACCCAGAUGGCGUCGCCGCCUCCGUCACUAAUCACAGGUCAUCGCAGGCCAGCAUUCACGCGUUGUCGACUUUAGCUAGCCCACUCGUGUCUGACUUUUCAACACCUGUUUCAUACGCGCCCAAAGACACGUUCGCAAGCUCACCCUUGAAUCAAACGUCUAUCACUGACUGUUCGCAACGCGCCGCGGCCGCGGCAGCUGCCGCUGCAGCCGCUGCAGCUCAUGUUCACAUCCUGUCCAGCUUGGCCGCCGUGGCGGCAGCACAAACUCCCCCAUCCAACAGACAGCGCUUCUCCACCCUCUCCGGAGCCUCUUCACCCGCGUUCAGUCGGGUAGUGCCAGACUCCACCGAUUUUCUCUCCUCCCACAUGUCGGACGAGAUGGACGGUGAAAAUAACGACUAUCACGAUUCGAAGCUGGAACGACCAGCCUCAUCCCCGGCUGAUCGAUUACUUUUCCCCAAUAAUGGCUUUCGUACACGCAAAGAAUUGGCUAGUUUGGAUGAGCCGACAACUCAGAUGGAUUCAGCGGCAAGUGGCGUGCCCAAAGCUCGUGCAGAUUCCAUUUCCAGUAUGUGGAAUUCGAAUGGCGUGAAUUUCCGAUUCAAGCGGAACUGUACACCACCUUCAAAAGCACUCGUUGGCGGAAGAACAACCAAUGCCCACCGUGGCAGUCCCUUUAGUUCAUCGUCCACAUGCGCCACCACGGGCACACUUACGGUCAAAUCAGAUAUGAACAAAUCGUCUGCUGUCGCGGUCCGUCGCAUCAACAAAGCCGAUUCCCCCACCUCCCAUGCUACAAACACCAUCACAACUAAUAGGCACCAUCCUCCGGACGCCUCCAACGAUCGAUUAGGUACGUCUCCACCCAACACCACGCCUAACACGGGCUCGAAACGAGUACAUAUCAAAAAGCCACUGAAUGCCUUUAUGCUGUUUAUGAAAGACAUGCGACCUCGGGUCCAGGAGGAGUGUACGCUGAAGGAAUCGGCGGCUAUCAAUCAGAUUCUUGGUCGAAAGUGGCAUGAACUGCCGCGAGAGAAACAAGCCAAGUACUAUGAGAUGGCCCGCAAAGAGAAGGAAUUGCACCUGCAACUUUUUCCUGGUUGGUCCGCUCGCGACAACUAUGCCAUGCACUCUCGUCGAAAAAAGAAGCGAAGGAUGGCCGCGCUUGCAGCCGCUCAAUCUGGACAACGCCACGUGAUCAAUAAAUCGAGCUCGCUUUCCGGUGACUACGGCUCGGUUAUGGACCAGACGGAUGAUCACUUGCGAGGUUCUCAGUCCGCACUGCCAGGAUCCACAAAUUUGUCUGACUUGGGGAGUGCGAAGAAGUGUCGAGCUCGAUUCGGCCUGGAACAUCAGCAUCGAUGGUGCAAACCGUGCAGGCGCAAGAAGAAGUGUAUCCGGUUUAUGACUGACGCCGAAUUCGAAGAAUCCGAAUAUCACUCAUCCACACCACCUCCUUCGCUUUCGGGGUUACCUACGUGCACCUCUUCGGCCACUACUGCUGCCGCUGCCGCUACAUCACUGAACACUCUCGACGGCACUCCUACUGCGACUAGUAUGUUCGGCCAGACAUCUAUGGCGCAUCGGUCAACAAUGACCUCCGUCACCUCGACUCAACGUGGCACCCAACCAACUUCAACAGAUCAACGACGACUGAGCGCUAAUGAUGCGGAUCUUUGGACAUCUUAUGUUCCAAAUCUUCAGGCUGCAUCUUUUGGACACCAUGAAGGUUCAAUUCCGGUGCUCAGCUGUCAGACGACCGGCAGACAAUCUGCUGGCGGUAACGUGCUCCCCAGGCUGACUCCGUCUGAAUCCGAUCGAUAUUCUCCCAUCAUAGGUUUGGAAACAGACAGUGGCCACAAUCUUUCCGGUCCACCCUUACUCAGACCACAACCACGACAUGAGCAACAUACAGGAGUAGAGUUUUCCGAUCCCAUGACCUCCAAUCACCGUUUUGGUGAAUCCACCGAUCGAGUGACUAGUUUUAUGGCUGAUCUUCAUCGCCGACUUACAACCGGUAUGAUUAGGUCGUCCACAUCACCUACCAAUCCAAUCACUGGUGGUCCUGCUAAAGAUGGUGGUGGGAAACCGUCCUCUACGAUACCGUCAUCGCAUUUAGUUUCCACCACCCCUUUCACUCUCAGUCACUGCGGUUAAUUCACUCAUUCAUGUUCUAUUGUAGGAACAAUUUAUCCACCACCUUUGUCUUAUUUUUUAUCCACUCUAUGAGACUGUACAGCCACCUGUAUAUUUUAUUCCCCGUGAUUUCCUUAUCCAUGUCUCCUAUCACAGUUGUUUCGAUCGAUCGAUACGCUCCGCCCUCGACUUCUCUCUGACUUAGCUCAUCUUUCAUUCACUAGCCUAGUUCACCUAUUUGCCCACUAGUCACCCCGUCAACUGGUCUACCACGUGGGAGCUCGUCGUCUAACAGGGUCUUUCAUUCCUUAUGAUUAUGUUUUUUCUCAGCGUGCCACAAACCGGACCGCACUAUUCUUUGGAUCUUAUUUCAUAUUCCUUCUGAUAGAUGCAACAACGGUGCACCCCUUCCCCCCACCUCAGUCAGUGUUGUAGGAUAAUGCUUUCUCCCUUUUGUCAUUGUAAAAUCAUCUCUACAUCAACUUUUUAAUCCACUUCUCAACCGUAACUCGUCCCACUCUUGGAGCACGGUGCAAAGUGGCAUUUUUCUCCUGCGCACACCCCCACGGUCACAAAGCGCCAAUUGUUCACUUUUCUUCUGUGAUGUCAUCGUGAUUUUGACGCCUCCACCCCGUUUCAAAGUCACACUGCGCGCCUUAAUAUUUCAGCCUGCUUUUUGUGCCUAUGCCUAUGACUGCCAACGCUCCUUGUACUAUUUUCUCUCGAGCCCCUUCUCGAUCUGUUGUGUGACAAGGACAGCGGCAUUGUGGCCAUUUUAUUUGUGCUUUUGCGCGCACACCAAUGCGUUUUGCCACUUUCUUUGACCUCGCGAGAUUCAUUGCUACCUGUGUGUGUGUGUGUCUGUGUGCUUCGACACAUCCUGCGCGCCCGUCCUGUCGCCUUGUUUUGUGUCCCAGCGCCACCACCGUUCCUUCACUUGUUUUUCUUCUUUAUUCGCAUCGUUAUUAUUGCUACUAAUUCGUUUUGUAGUUAACUGACCAUGGUGAACACAGCGCUAUAUUUUGUUACACACACACACACGAAUGCUCUUGCGCACCGUCUCUCUACCCCCUAUGACCGGCUGUUUUCCCUCACCCUCUUAUGCGCC